This is a messenger RNA of Vanrija pseudolonga, 378 nucleotides long. RefSeq lists its product as uncharacterized. The coding region runs from base 1 to 378 and encodes 125 amino acids. The transcript has a single exon. Lineage: Eukaryota; Fungi; Basidiomycota; Tremellomycetes; Trichosporonales; Trichosporonaceae. The record is from RefSeq and is a predicted model, not a curated record.
AUGUCCAAAGCAAUCUCAUUCACCUACUCGCUCGACCCGCCCGCCUCGGUCCCAGCCGCGAGCGCGACGCACAACGGCGUGCCCGUCCCAACGUCCGGCGGCGAGUCGUUCCCCAUCACGCCGGCGCAGUCGUCCCGCUCGGCGACGCACGCAUUCUACACCGACGCCUCGGCGCAGCUCUUGGCGGUGCAGGCGCGCGUCAACGAGGUCCUCACGGCGUGGAAGGACGCCAUCGGCGACGCCGAGAAGCACAAGGAGGCGACCGGCAAGGUCGCGUACGGCCAGGGCAAGGCGCAGCGGCUCAUGCAGGCCAAUAAGGCCGACGAGGCGGCUGCUGAUGACGACGAGGAAGAGGAGGACGAAGAGAGCGACGAGUAG